CCCCGAGUCAGAGCCCCUUCACUCCACCGGGGUUCACAGGGGAGAUGAUGUAGAAGGACCGAGUGCAUCGCGAGCCCUAACUCCGCACUUUUCCACCAACAGCAUCUUCCACCUCCCAUCCCCAGGGCUUCAGGUACCCCCUCGGGAGUCUCCAUCCCUCAAAUGCUUCAUUCAGGCAAGAGCAUCACAGACCCUUGUCCAGGAUUCCCGGGCCCCAAACCAGCCCUCAUCUCUUGGAUGGAACAGGAGAGUGAGGCUUGGAGCCCCGCCGCCCAGGAUCCUGAGGAGGGGGAGAGCCUGGGAGGAGCUCGGAGAGGAGACAUCCCAACCAGGAAGGAGCAGGAACCCAAGAAAGUGCCAAGAGGGGAAGGACCCACACAAUCCCAAAGUCGGGAGGAGAUUUCUGGGCAGUUGCAGACCGAACAAUUGGUUAAACACAAGACUGAGUUGACUGUCAGCAAGGCCUCAGCAGGAGCACAGACACCCGCCAAAGCUGCCUGGGGCCAGAUAACUGGUGCACAGCCCCACGUCCAGGUGUCCAGCGGGGACGCUCAGGCCAGUCAGAGGCGCCACGUGUGUGCGGACUGUGGCCGGCGCUUCACCUACCCUUCGCUGCUGGUCAGCCACCGGCGCAUGCACUCGGGCGAGCGGCCCUUCCCCUGCCCCGAGUGCGGCAUGCGCUUCAAGAGGAAGUUUGCGGUGGAAGCACACCAGUGGAUCCACCGUUCCUGUUCCGGAGGGCGACGUGGCCGCAGGCCCGGGAUUCGUGCUGUGCCUCAAGCCCCAGUCCGAGGUGACCGAGACCCACCCGUGCUCUUCCGGCACUACCCAGACAUCUUUGAAGAGUGCGGGUGAGCUGAGUGGCAGCCGGCUAAGUGCCAGUGACACUAAGAACCAACAACCCUGAGGGUGGCUCCUGAGUUAGGGACCUGGGAAUUGAAUCCACUCCAUGGGCUUCCUUCCCUCAAGGACCCCAUAUUUCCGUAUUUGUAAACUAAGAAGUGCCUGUAAAGAUUUAAAUAGAUUAAACUUGAGACCUCUCCCCA
Molecule: messenger RNA, 1046 nt
Organism: Jaculus jaculus (lesser Egyptian jerboa)
Lineage: Eukaryota; Metazoa; Chordata; Mammalia; Rodentia; Dipodidae
Gene: Znf688
Product: zinc finger protein 688
Exons: 3
Coding region: 163-855 (230 amino acids)
Biological process (GO): regulation of transcription by RNA polymerase II
Cellular component (GO): nucleus
Molecular function (GO): sequence-specific DNA binding; DNA-binding transcription factor activity, RNA polymerase II-specific
Source: RefSeq, a predicted model, not a curated record